Molecule: messenger RNA, 1404 nt
Organism: Erigeron canadensis
Lineage: Eukaryota; Viridiplantae; Streptophyta; Magnoliopsida; Asterales; Asteraceae
Product: GATA transcription factor 7-like
Exons: 3
Coding region: 124-1116 (330 amino acids)
Biological process (GO): positive regulation of DNA-templated transcription
Cellular component (GO): nucleus
Molecular function (GO): sequence-specific DNA binding; zinc ion binding
Source: RefSeq, a predicted model, not a curated record
CAUUAGCCAUCAUCUCAUCAUAUCACAUAUCUUCACGCAUUCCCCCCCUUUUUAUCUCUCUCCCACUAUUUCUUUUUCUCUCUUCUUUCUCGGAUAACAAAAAAAAAAGUAUCAAUAAUUAGCAUGGAGUGUAUUGCAGCAAGAGCGUUGAAGUCAAGUUUUCUAUCAGAAAUUAUGGGCCUAAAUUCAACCCAACAACAACAACAACAACAGCUUGACGAUUUUUGGUGUGUUACCGGAAUUAAUAAUAUUUCCGGCGAAGAAUUUUCCGUCGACGAUCUUUUAGACCUUUCUGAUAAAGAUUUUAGUAUUUCUGGUGAUGGUUCAUCUGAAGAAGAUUUUUCCUCGGUUUCUUCGCCGGAUUUUGAUAUUCUUUCUACCAAUUCUUCUAGCUCCGGCGAACUUGUUUCUCUCACCGGUGACAACCUUCCCGCGCCGGUGGAUGAUAUGGAAAGCCUUGAAUGGUUAUCAAAAAUUGUGGAUGAUUCUUUAUCGGAGCAUCCAAUUUUGAACCCGGCGGUGAAUUUGAAGGAUAGAACCGGGUUGAACCGGUUUGAACCCGUGGUUAUGGUAACAACCCAAACUUUCACGGUUUUGGGCUUACCCUACCAGGUUCCAAGAAAGUCCCGAACCAAAAGGUCAAGAAAAGCCGGCCGGGUUUGGUCAAAUGCUUCGCGCUCACUGACCGAGUCGUGUUCAAGUUCCUCAUCGUCUCAUGAGUCGUCAUUAACGUCUCCCAUGCUUUUCAGAAACCCGGUUUAUUACAUUGAUUUUUUUGAUACUAAACCGGCCGCGAAGAAACAGAGAAAAAGUCCAGGUUACCAAACCGGACCGGGGGUGAACGAGUCACUGAGUCAACGGCGGUGUACUCAUUGUCAAGUUCAAAAAACACCUCAAUGGCGAACCGGUCCAUUAGGUCCGAAAACAUUGUGUAACGCUUGUGGGGUCAGGUUCAAGUCCGGUCGGCUUUAUCCUGAGUAUAGACCGGCUUGUAGUCCAACGUUUUUGGGGGCUGUUCACUCAAACAGCCACCGAAAAGUGUUGGAAAUACGAAAGAAAAAGGAAACAGAAGUUGAAACGGGUAUGAACAUUCCGAUUGAGAUAGGCUCUAGUUAGAUAACUGAACCCGGUUCAGUAGGAUAGGCCAGUUCCGGUUGAAAUUUUGGUGGGCCGAUUUAAAGACUUUAGUUAGUUAUUAGAUUGGUAAUGGUAGGUUGAUUUAGUGAGGCCUGGUUAGAUUUAUUAUAGUAGUGUUAUUUAUACUUUAUUUUUUUUUUGUUAGAAUUUGGUUGUUUUUAAUUAGGUAAUAUCGAGGGGUACUUUAUUCGAUAGAAGUUGUAUUUCUAUGUUGGACAAGUAAUUUUGGUUAGAAAAUUAAAUAUUGCAUGUGGAGACGUUGCUAAA